AAGUUCUUUCUCUUCCUCGUUUCAAUUCCCAAAAAACUCGCUGAACCUGAUCUCAAGGGACAGGUGCGUUUUUAAAACGACGGAGGACGGUUCACUGGAGGAGGACGACGGGGUUAUGAUUACAUCUCCAUUAAAAGUUCUCCACGAGUUCUUGCAAGUUUCAUGACCCACUAUGGCAGUAAACCUGAGUAAAAACGGACCCGCGCUUACAGACGCAUACAAUGAAGUGGUGAACGGGAAAACGAGCACAAACUGGGUGUUGUUCACCUACGAAGGAAACAGUAAUGACAUUCGAGUUGCAGGAAAGGGAGAUGGUGGGCUUGAAGAAAUGGUGGAGGAACUGAACAGUGGUAAAAUCAUGUACGCUUUCUGUAAAGUGCUGAACCCCAGUUCUGGAGUCUCCAAGUUUGUGCUUAUCAACUGGACCGGCGAGGGAGUAAAGGAUGUUAGAAAGGGUGUUUGUGCCAAUCAUGUUCACUCAAUGGCCAAUUUUCUGAGGGGUGCCCAUGUGACCAUCAACGCUCGAUCAGAUGAUGAUGUUGAACCUGCUGCCAUCAUGGAGAAGGUUUUCAAGGGUUCGGGCGUCAACUACAACAUCCACAAAGAAUCAAACCAGAACAAUAAUUUUGAACCUACUGGACGUGUGGGUUCUGUCUAUAAAAAGGUCAGUGCUUUAGAUGAAAUCCAAGGUACGAACAGAGAAAACUUCUGGGCUCAGGCUGAGCAAGAUGAAAAGAACCGCCGACAGGAGGAGCGCAGGAAGGCAAAUGAGGAGAGGCAGCGUCUGGAGAAAGAACAGAGAGAGCAAGAGGCUAGAGAGGCAGACGAACGAGAACGAAGGCGGAGGGAGAGAGAGAAAGAGAUAGACCAGCAGAGGCUUUUUGAAAAGAAACAAGAGGUAGCAAAUAAAGAACAGGAUCAAAGAAAACUGGAGAAAGAGGAGAAGGAACACCAGUCUCCUGUAAAAGCAGGAAUAUUGCGAGCUGAGUCUGUGCAGAAGGCCAAUGAGGCUGCGUCAAUCAUCUCUCAGCGUUCCAUCAAUCCCAGGGAGCUGUUCAUGAAGAAGGAGAGAAGCUUGAUCAACAGUGAAACACCUUCUUCAGCUUCUCAACCAGGUCAGUUGAGAAGCCCAUUUUUAUCCCAGCAAGCAGUCAGUGCUGAAAACCCUCCCAGACCCUUAUCUCCAGUUCGCCCCGCAGCAGCCGUCUCAGUUUCACAUGUACCAGCUCCCAUCUCUCCUGUGCGUGAAACACCGGCUUUCCCUGUAAAAAAUGCAGACCCCUUCUCUGAUGAUCCAUUUGUGUCUGAACAAGCCGAGGGAUCUGAAGAUGAAUGGGAUGAUUCGGAUGAGGAGGGAUUGAGUCCUGCUGCCGGGAACCAAGAAGAUGAAUACAGCAUCUACGCGAACGUCCCCUCAGAUGAAAGUCUCUAUGUGAACGUUAAUCAGGAUUUCCAAACCCCUACUACUGAAGACGAGGAGACUGGCGAUAACCAGAACAUUUGUGCAAGAGCACUAUAUGACUACCAAGCUUCGGAUGACACAGAGAUCACCUUUGACCCGGAUGAUAUUAUCACAGGGAUCGAGAUGAUAGAUGAGGGCUGGUGGAGGGGUUACAGUCCUGAUGGUCACUACGGACUGUUUCCUGCUAAUUAUGUGGAGCUUCUUUAAGUCUACAGUAACCAAUCAGAUGCAAUACUAUGUGACUAAAUGAUUGUGGUUUGCUAGUGUGCUUUAAUGAUGUUAUGGGGCAUUUGGAAAAUCUGAAAUUUCUUAAAUUUGUACUUUAUAUAAAUAUUGUUCAAUAAAAGUUUUAUGUCUCUUUUAUGUUCUUUUUAUGUUUAUUCAAAUAAGCCAAUCAAACAAAGCACGGAAAAUAAACACCAGCAUUGUAAUCAAUGAAAAUAUUCCCAUAGUUAGGUGCAGCAAAACAUAUUGAUUACUAUCCUCACGAACAUUUACCAUGUUUCCACUAAAAUUACAGUAAUUAAACGUUAAGUACACCUACUUAUCAGAUAAUAAGGUACUGAAUAAUUACAGCACCAAUGGUAUUUACAAGGUAGGCUGAUUUGAAUAAUUAAAAAAGGCCAUCUUUUUUGCAUCAUUUUGCAUUAGCCACCAAUGACUUAAAAAAAUAACAUUAAAGAAUGAUCUCAAAGUAUAGGACAUUUAAGGACUUCUCAAAUUAUUUUUUAUAAAUUACAAUAAGAAUAACCUUAGCAACUAUGAAAUUUGACCAAAAUUACAAUUAAAAAGUAACAUUUUUGUCUCAAAGGCUUUUCUGUCCAAUACUCAUCGCUAUCCACUUCACACCAAAGGGUAUGGAAUACAUAUGGUGAUGACGUCUAACGCACGCGACGUGAUAGUUACAAAAGCGCAUCUUCGACGUCAUCAGCCCGAUUCUAGUAGUUUUGGGGAAGAGGAAGACAUGGCCGCAAGGUUACUGCUGAGAACCGCCGUACGGGCCGCGACGACCUGCAGGCCGUCUCCAGUGGUCGCUCUGAGCAGAGGGAUGGCGGCGGGAGGUAUUCCCACUGAUGAAGAGCAGGCAACUGGACUCGAGAAGAAGAUUAUGCAUGCUCUGAAAACAGGCUCAGAUCCUUACAGCAUGCUGAAGCCCAAGGAGUAUGCAGGGUCAAAGUCGGACCCCCAUCUUGUACCUUCCAUCACCAACAAAAGAAUUGUUGGCUGUGUCUGUGAGGAGGAUAACACCGCUGUGGUGUGGUUCUGGCUCCACGAGGGUGAAACCCAGCGCUGUCCCUCAUGCGGCUCUCAUUACAAGCUAGUGCCUCAUGAGCUGCCUCACUGAGCUGCUGCCUCCAAUGCAGCGUCGCAUCCCAGAAUUCCAGAGACGUGGUGACCUCAUGUUUGUCUAUUUGCAAAGAAGUACAGGGGAUGUAACCUGUCCUCCUGAUUUGGGACACAAUAUUUUAGCAGACAAUUUCCGUAAAUUAUUGGAGUGUACAUUUUGCGUUUGGUCCAGUUACACCUAAUAAAAUGCUUACUCUGA
Molecule: messenger RNA, 3008 nt
Organism: Megalobrama amblycephala (Wuchang bream)
Lineage: Eukaryota; Metazoa; Chordata; Actinopteri; Cypriniformes; Xenocyprididae
Gene: dbnla
Product: drebrin-like a
Exons: 18
Coding region: 173-1669 (498 amino acids)
Biological process (GO): postsynaptic actin cytoskeleton organization; positive regulation of axon extension; neuron projection morphogenesis
Cellular component (GO): site of polarized growth; postsynaptic membrane; dendrite
Molecular function (GO): actin filament binding
Source: RefSeq, a predicted model, not a curated record